CUAAAUGAUUUACGAACCCUUAGGCGCCUUUCCGAUUCAAAAUUCCAAAUGCGGUACCACCAAUGAACCCAGCAGCCCUCCUGCAACACCCUCUUCCCACCCGCACCACGAAAUGCACCACCGGUUGCCCAAUCCUCGACAGCUUCUUACACGGCGGCAUCCCUUGUAACUCAAUUACAGAGAUAGUCGCCGAGAGCGGCUGCGGCAAAACCCAAAUCUCCCUCCAACUCCUCCUCUCUGCUCAACUUCCGACCUCCCUCGGUGGUCUCUCCGCCUCCUCGCUUUACCUCCACUCCGAGUUCCCCUUUCCCUUCCGCCGCCUCCGCCAGCUUGCCCUCUCAAACCCCACGCUCCAAAAUCCACUGGACAAUAUACUAAUCCAUCCUUUACAUUCUGCGGACCACCUGCUCGACUUAUUGUCCCGCCUGGAUCCCCUCCUUGUACACCCACCACCGCAGACCCGUUUCCCUAUUAAACUCAUUGUUAUUGAUUCCAUUGCUGCUUUGUUUCGUUCUGAAUUUGAUAAUAACCCGAGUGAUUUGAAGAGGAGGUCGGGUUUAUUCUUUAAGAUUUCGAGCAAGCUCAAGGCACAGGCAAUGCGGUUUGGACUGGCUGUGGUGGUUACUAAUCAGGUUACGGAUAGUGUUGAUUCUUCGGAUGGAUUGAGGAUUGGGAACUCUUGGUUUCUUUAUUCUUCUGGGAGGAGGGUCUGUGCUGCACUUGGGUUAUCUUGGGCUAAUUGUGUGAAUACAAGGCUCUUCUUAUCGCGAGAUGAGGAAAAUGUUAAAGACGAUGAUGGUGACAUUGUCAAUACAAGAACGAGGACAAGGAGAUUCAUCAGCGUUGUAUUUGCGCCGCAUUUGCCUCAUUCAUCAUGUGAGUUUUUUAUUGCAAAAGAAGGGGUUUUGGGGUUUGAUAGUUGCAAUGACUUCCAUUUAGAAAAUAGAGAGCUCUAAUGAUGCAAAAGGUGAAGAUAAAAGAGGCAAAUCUGGUUUUUCUUCCCUUGUCUCUUUUACUUUAUUUUUCUCUGUUUUGUAAUUAAUGCGAUCGGGCUGAAGAAAAAUGUAAGAGAAGUUUUGCAAUAGACUUGGGAAAAUUUCCCACUGUUGUGGGUUUUGUACAGCAUGUAAAAUUUCAUUUAAUUUGUGAGACAUCAUUCCUCUUUGCUCGAGGUA
Messenger RNA from Coffea eugenioides, 1175 nucleotides. Its product is annotated as DNA repair protein XRCC3 homolog. Lineage: Eukaryota; Viridiplantae; Streptophyta; Magnoliopsida; Gentianales; Rubiaceae. Gene Ontology annotation, cellular component: replication fork; Rad51C-XRCC3 complex. Bases 63 to 956 code for a protein of 297 amino acids. The record is from RefSeq and is a predicted model, not a curated record. Gene Ontology annotation, biological process: double-strand break repair via synthesis-dependent strand annealing; telomere maintenance via recombination; t-circle formation. The transcript has a single exon. Gene Ontology annotation, molecular function: four-way junction DNA binding; ATP binding; ATP-dependent DNA damage sensor activity.